Messenger RNA from Manis javanica (Malayan pangolin), 5152 nucleotides. It is a transcript of the gene FOXN4, whose product is annotated as forkhead box N4. Lineage: Eukaryota; Metazoa; Chordata; Mammalia; Pholidota; Manidae. Gene Ontology annotation, biological process: regulation of transcription by RNA polymerase II. Gene Ontology annotation, molecular function: DNA-binding transcription factor activity, RNA polymerase II-specific; transcription cis-regulatory region binding. The record is from RefSeq and is a predicted model, not a curated record.
CUCGGCAGGCUCCGCAGGCUGCGCGGGACCCCGGGCGCCGCCGCCGCCGAGUCCGGCAGCGCUCGCUCCGAGCGGACUCCCUCUCCACGCGGGGCGCGGCGCGCAGACCGGCCGCGGCGCUCGGACAGGCCUCCCCGCGGCCCCGGCAGGUGGAAGCUCCCGGCGAGCGCUCCCGGCCCCGCAGCCCCCUUCCGCCGCGCGCCCGCCAACGCGGGCGCAACUUUCUUAAAGGGACAGGUGGCCAGAAUCCGCGUCCACCUGGGGUCGCGCCUCGGCCUCCCGGCCGGUCACCCCCUUGCAGGAGAGAGCCCCAGACUUCCCCGCCACCCACCUCCUUUUCUCUGGGCAGUGGCGGCUGGCAAGUUUUAAUGCACCCAGCAUCCUUUGGCAACUUAAUUCUUUUGGCCUUAAUCACCCACCCUCCCACCGCUCCUCAACGCAUGCUCGCGGGCACGCAGUUGCUGCCACUGCCGGCAAAGUUUAAAGAGAGGUGUCCCUACCCCUGCGCCCCGCCCCGCCCCACCCGGAGCCCCGGGGCGUGCAAGGCUCGCGGCUGCUGGGAAACGCCCGCUGCAAACCCCUUGACCCUGCCCUGUAACUGACCCUUGGGGAAAAGCCCCCCGCACCGCUACUGCGCAUGCUCUGAGUUGGACAGCUCCAGAGAGGGAAAUUUAAAAACGGUUCGAGCCGCGACGGCUACCAAAGUGCGGGACGCGAGGGGCGAGCUCGAGGGAAACCCCCCUCCGAUCCCCCUCCCGCCCAGGAGCGCCUGCAGCGGCGGCCGGCGUGGAUCGGCUCCAGGAGAUGAUAGAAAGUGACAUCUCUUCCAUGAUGUCAGGAAUUAUUCGACACUCGGGGCAAAAUCACCACCCCUCUCCACAGGAGUACAGACUCCUGGCCACUACUGGUGAUGAUGACUUUCCUGGGGACCUGCAGUCGCUGUCGUGGCUCACGGCCGUGGAUGUGCCGCGGCUACAGCACAUGGCCAGUGGCCGUGCGGACCUGGGCGGCCACAGUACGCCACACCCACACCCAGGUGCCUUAACCAGGACAGCUGACCUGCAUAUGGGAGCCACCCCAGGUCCACUGCUCCAUGGCCUGGCUGGCACAGCCUCCCCAGGCGUGCUGGGCCUGGGCCCCAUGGCCAGCCACGGAGCCAGUGUAAGCGCCUCCACAUGGGCCGGGGAGCAGGGGUGGGUGUCCUCCAGGACUGGGGUGCCCCACCGCCAUCCUGACCUCUGUCUCGCCCUCUCCCGGCCCCAGCAGAUGAACCAGCUCCCUGUGGGGGCCCAGCCCUCAUCUGGCCUGCAGGACCUGCCACAGCUGUACUCCCCCACCUCCCAACCACAGUUCCCACUCCCCGCAGGCACCCAGCAGUGCCCUUCUGUGGGCCUCUAUGGCUCCCCAUUUGGGGCACGGCCUCUCUACCCCCAGCCCCGCGUGGCCAUGCAUUCAUCUCAGGAGCUGCACCCGAAACACUACCCCAAGCCCAUCUACUCAUACAGCUGUCUGAUUGCCAUGGCCCUGAAGAACAGCAAGACAGGCAGCCUGCCGGUGAGCGAGAUCUACAGCUUCAUGAAGGAGCACUUCCCCUACUUUAAGACGGCCCCUGACGGCUGGAAGAACUCAGUACGGCACAACCUGUCCCUGAACAAGUGCUUCGAGAAGGUGGAGAACAAGAUGAGUGGCUCCUCGCGCAAGGGCUGCCUGUGGGCGCUGAACCUGGCCCGCAUCGACAAGAUGGAGGAGGAGAUGCACAAGUGGAAGAGAAAGGACCUGGCCGCCAUCCGCAGGAGCAUGGCCAACCCCGAGGAGCUGGACAAGCUGAUCUCAGACCGACCGGAGAGCUGCCGACGCCCUGAGGUCCCCGUGUUGACCCAUGCAACCACUGUGGCCAUGGUGCAUGGCUGCCUACCUGUCUCCCAGCUCCCACCCCAACCACUGAUGACCCUGUCCCUGCAGUCAGUCCCCUUGCACCACCAGGUCCAGCCCCAGGCACAUCUCGCCCCGGACUCUCCUGCGCUGGCUCAGACUCCACCCCUGCACACCCUGCCGGAGCUGAGCCCCAGCCCCCUGCCCCAGCCCGCCAUGGGAAGGGCGCCUGCGGACUUCAUCAACAUCAGCACCGACAUGAACACCGAGGUGGAUGCCCUGGACCCCAGCAUCAUAGACUUUGCCCUGCAGGGAAACCUCUGGGAGGAGAUGAAGGAGGAGGGCUUCAGUCUGGACACGCUGGGGGCCUUCGGAGACUCCCCACUUGGCUGUGACCUCGGGGCCUCGGGCCUGACCCCCAUUCCUGGCAGCAGUGACCAGUCCUUCCCAGACUUGCAGGUGACAGGGCUCUACACUGCAUACUCGACCCCAGAUAGCGUACCCGCGUCAGUUGCCACCUCCUCCUCUCAGUACCUAGGUGCCCAGGGCAACAAGCCCAUAGCCCUGCUUUGAGCCAAGAGCCUUGCCUGCCCUGGAACCGGGGCCCAGGCAGAGCGCCCACCCAGCCAAGUGUUCCCAGAAGCAAGGCCCCUCCUGUCCCCACAGGCCUCUGAAACUUCGGUGGGGCUGCUGGCUUACAGGCAAGCAGUUCCCGUCGGCGCCCCUGGCCCUCACACCUCCACUGGGAGCCUUGAGGCCUCCCCAGUCGGGAGGACAGAGGGUGGACAGGCAUCCUGGACUCCCCAGCCCCCUGACCCUCCUCCCAGACCUGAGACACGCCAUCUCCAGCCUGGUUCCCAGCUGUGCUCCCAGCGACCUGCUGUCUGCUUCGGGACUCACUGGUGUGCCGGGGAAACACCCCGGCUGGAAGGCCCUUUAAUUUAUUCUUCUGGGAUGAAACCUCCUCCUUAGCCUCCAGCGGACAGGCCCUGAGGCUGGGAGCAGCUGGCAGACCUUUUGACAGACAGGCUGAACUCUGAAAUGGGUUCCCCCUGCGGCCUCCAGGCCCACUUCUCCAGUAGCCUGUCAGACCAUCACAGAGCAGAUCCCCUGGCCCUGCCAGGCACUGUGACCUUGUGUACAUUUAUUUAUAUUUAUUGGAGCCCAUCCACACAAGCUGUUCAAACCCCGCCCGUGGCCCCUGGACUGAGACUCCCAGGCCCCUCCCCACACCCUUGCAAUCCUAACACCUAAAUCAUCAAUGACUUGCAUCUUCCACUGGCUCUUCCACCCUCUGCAGACUUGGGCUGCUUUUUAGAACAAGCACUUCCAAUACUAUCAAACACAUUGUUAAAAAUCUGAGACCAGUUAUUUUCUAACUGCUCAAUCAUGAUUCAGAUCUCUUCCCAUGUACGCCUAAGAGGCAAGGCAAGGAGCCAUAGUUUGGGGUUCUGGAGCUUUCUAAGGCAAAGCAGGAUGGGAAUGGAAGGGAUCCCAGGGGGUCUCUUUGUACUGGAUCUUAAGGCACUCCUGACGGAAAGAAGAGCGGUUUCCCGCAGCCAGUGGCAGCCGGCGCAGGGGCAGCACAGGUUCGCGUCUGCCUAGCCACUGCCCCACGGCCAUUUGUAUAUAUUUUUUUCUCAUUGCCAAGUCCCAGUUUUCCAAGUGGCGGGUUCUGUGGACAGCUGGGUUGGUGGACUGGGGAAAGAGAAGGCAACCAGGAGUCUUCCAGCUACACUGAAACAGAAACACUGCAGUGGUGGCUUACAACACUGUCCACGCUUGACCAGCUAGGGGCUUGGCUCUGAGUUCCCAAGCCCUGAGGACAGAAUUUUUCAAUUCAUCCAGUCAGCCAGCCAGGGAGCUUUGGUAUUUAGGCCUGUCUUGAAAGGCCAUUUGUAAGUACUCCUGUUUCUGGAACUUUCCACCGAGCAUCUGUCAUCCUCAGACACAGCCUGGUGCUGCCCAUCUGGCCAGCCCUGCUCAGCUGCCUGUGUGACAUGACCCCUGAUAAGUUAAGGUGUCUGUUGUUAAUGAAGAGUCAUGUUUAAGGGAUACAGAGACUCUGAGUGUGGCGUAGGAGAGCGGACUUCUGUUAAUAAAGGCUGAACGGCGGCUCUGUGAUUCAGAGGGAGGUGUGCCACCCGCCCCUCACAGGGGAGACUCCCACUAAUAGAUGGGGAAACUGAGGCCCAGAGAGGCAACACAACAGCAACACUGAACUCAGGUCUCUGUUACCUGGCUCCCAUCACACUGGAAACGGAGGGGUUGUUAUCAUCCAUAAAAUUAGCAGAGUUGCCAUUCGCGGUCCCUCAGUGCCAGGCUCUAGACAGGCAUUGUCUCAGGCUGGCAUGUGAACUCCAUUUAUCGCUCAGAAAGUGGAGGCUCAGGAGUUGGUAGGUCUCGGGGACAGAUGAAGGGGCAGGACCACAUCUGUGUGCCAGGCUCCAGAGCCGCGGAGCCCAGGGGUGCCAUUCCAUGCUGCCUCUUUGGUGCAAACUCCGGAAGGGAACAAGGUAGGAGAUGAGUCCUUCUCGGCACGGGGCCCUGGGCUAGUCACUGCUGUUCAUUAGCUCAAUCUUUGCAACAAUCCUAAGAGGCAGGGCCUAGUUAAUAUGCCCAUUUUGCAGAUAAAGAACCUGAGGCUCAGAGGAACAAAGGAGGUGACUUGCCAUCCAAGGUAACAGCAAAAGGGUAUAUCAAUUAGGAGUCCGUCGAACUCUUCAGCCCCCCCAAGAAGUGGCUUGUAGCCUCACUGGGGAAAUCAGAUUCACACACAUGCAAUGAUUAGUAAGGAAGGGUUAGGGGAUCAUGGGGCUGGCGGGGUGCAGGUAUCAGGAAGUGCUGCGUGAGGCCUUAUCUCAGGGGAGACCAGGCAGGUAGCAGGGAGAGGGUGCCUGUAGCACCCCCUCCUCAGCUUGGCUUCAGGCCCCACUGUGACCCAAGCCCAGCCCAAAAUAGUAUCACAGUCCCCAGCCACCCCCAGUGAUCGGCUCGGUUAGGGGACAGGAGCCCACAGCCAAUAAGCAUCACCUGGGGACUCUAGAAGCUACAGGACAGGGGCAUCCUCCUCCUGGGGUGCUAGACUGGGAGGAUGAAGCCUGAGUGGCUGGAGAGGGCUGGGGAGCCCUUACCCAGAUCUGACAACCAUUUCUUAGCACAGGCAAGUGGCGCCAGGUAUGCACAGGGUCGAAGCAAAAAUGCGAAGGUCACAGGCUCACAAGCUGUGGGCAACAGCCCCAGCCACACCAGAGCCCCACCUGGGCAGGGAGCAAGCUGA